AUGAUUUUUCAAAAUAAAUCAAGUUUUUUUGGCGGUUUUGAUUCACAGGACACAAUUGGUCCUUAUGCUCAAUCAUUAAUAACAGAAGGCGUACAAAAAGGUACUUGGGUUGUUUUACAAAAUUGUCAUUUAGCUGCAAGUUGGAUGCCAAAAUUAGAGCGUAUAUGUGAAGAACUUCUAGUACCAGGUAAAGUUCAUAAUGAUUUCCGUCUCUGGUUAACAUCUUAUCCAUCGGAUCUGUUUCCUGUCACUAUAUUACAAAAUGGUAUUAAAAUGACUAAUGAAAGUCCAAAAGGCUUACGAGCUAAUUUACUUCGUUCAUAUUUAAAUGAUCCAAUUAAUGAUCAAACAUUUUUUAAUGAUUGUAAUAAACCAGAAAGAUGGAGAAAACUUUUAUUUGGUCUUUGUUUUUUUCAUGGUCUUGUACAAGAACGAAGACAAUUUGGUCCAUUAGGAUGGAAUAUUCCAUAUUUUUUUGAUGAAUCCGAUCUUCGAAUUUCUUUACGACAACUUCAGAUGUUUCUUAACGAUUACGAGGACUUGCCCUUAGAAGCGAUAUCAUAUUUAGUUGGCGAAUGUAAUUAUGGUGGUCGUGUUACAGAUGAUAAAGACCGUCGUUUGCUUCUUUCGUUAUUAUCUGUUUGUAUCAAUGCUGAUGUGGUAAAUGCAGAUAAAUACCAAUUUUCCGAAAGUGGUACUUAUUAUGUUCCACCAGAUGGUUCACAUCAAAAUUAUGUCGAUUAUAUUCGAACAUUACCAUUAAAUCCAUUACCAGAAGUAUAUGGUUUUCAUUCCAAUGCUGAUAUUACAAAAGAUCAACAAGAAACACAAACACUUUUUGAUAGUAUUCUUCUUACAUUACCAAAACAAACAUCAGGUGGUGAAGGUCGAACACCAUCAGUUGUUAUUGAUGAAUUAGCCGCUGAUAUUCUUAGUAAAUUACCAGCUGAUUUUGAUACAGAAACUAUUGGUAAAAAAUAUCCUGUUCUUUAUAAUGAAUCAAUGAAUACAGUAUUAAGACAAGAAAUUAUUCGUUAUAAUCGUUUAACAUCUGAAGUUCGAAAAACAUUAGUUGAUUUACGGAAAGCAAUUAAAGGUCUUGUAUUAAUGUCGUCUGAACUUGAAGAAGUUUUUAAUGCAAUGUUUGUUGGUAAAGUACCAAAUGCAUGGGCAGCUAAAUCUUAUCCAUCAUUAAAACCCUUAGGAAGUUAUUUAAAUGAUUUAAUGGCUCGAUUAAAAUUUUUACAAACAUGGAUUCAAAAUGGACCACCGAAUGUUUUUUGGAUAAGUGGUUUCUUUUUUACGCAAUCAUUUUUAACCGGUAAGUUUAAAAAAACAUUUACUUUAAUACUCAAAAGAAAAGCUUUUUUAAACUUAGGUGUUCUUCAAAAUUAUGCUCGAAAAUAUACAAUACCAAUUGAUAAACUUGCUUUUGAAUUUGAUAUCUUACAAGAAGAUAAUGAUAUGGCUCAUAAACCAGAAGAUGGUGCAUAUAUAAAAGGACUUUUUCUUGAAGGUGCUCGUUGGAAUAAAACAACUCGUGUUCUAGAUGAGUCUUUACCAAAAGUUUUAUUUGAUGUUUUACCUAUAAUAUGGUUAAGACCAGGUAAUAUGGAAAAUUUUGCAGUAGUUAAUACAUAUUCAUGUCCUGUUUAUAAGACAAGUGCUAGACGUGGUGUACUUAGUACAACAGGUCAUUCAACAAACUUCGUACUUUUAAUAGAACUUCCAUCAGAUAGAACAAAACGACAUUGGAUAAAUCGCGGUGUUGCUGCACUUUGUCAACUGGAUGAUUAA
This is a messenger RNA of Rotaria sp. Silwood2, 1797 nucleotides long. The record is from the annotation of a GenBank genome assembly. Lineage: Eukaryota; Metazoa; Rotifera; Eurotatoria; Philodinida; Philodinidae.